Messenger RNA from Micropterus salmoides (largemouth bass), 1909 nucleotides. Its product is annotated as histamine H2 receptor-like. The transcript has 3 exons. NCBI's taxonomy places the organism in Eukaryota, Metazoa, Chordata, Actinopteri, Centrarchiformes, Centrarchidae. The record is from RefSeq and is a predicted model, not a curated record. Gene Ontology annotation, cellular component: membrane. Bases 176 to 1357 code for a protein of 393 amino acids. Gene Ontology annotation, biological process: adenylate cyclase-activating adrenergic receptor signaling pathway. Gene Ontology annotation, molecular function: G protein-coupled receptor activity.
AGAAGAGAACAUUCAUGAUCUGGGAAGAAAGUUGGGAUCUGACGGUCAUUUAAGACAAGGGAAGUCUUUACUUUGGAGGCCAACAACUGCAGCACUGUGCAAAAAAGAUGAUGGCUGGGAAUUGCUUUCCACUCUGUGAUCCACCUGAACCUGAUUACCUGUAUACACAGGGGCCAUGGAAAAGUUGAUGAGCUUGUUUGAACAAUCUCUAUACCAACAGCAGCACUGUGGCCCUGUGCCUGAGGAAGAGGUCACCAUGAUCUCUACAGCUCUCCGCUGGCUAGCUCUUGUGUUUUUUAUCAUUCUGAUCAUUGGCGGGAACGUGCUGGUAUGUUUGGCUGUUUGGCUCAGCCGUCGACUGUGGCGCAUCUCUAACUCCUUCAUAGUGUCGCUGGCAGUGACAGAUCUCCUGCUAGGCCUGCUGGUGCUGCCCUUGUCUGCCACUGUGGAGCUGCGCAGCGGAAAAUGGCCCCUCGGAGGAGCCCUGUGUAACAUCUACAUCUCACUGGAUGUCUUGCUGUGUGAAUCCUCCAUCCUGACCCUGCUGGCCAUCAGUGUGGACCGAUACCUAGCCAUUUCAGCUCCCCUUAGCUACUCUCGGAGAGUUACCCCUCUAAGCGUGACACUGGCCAUGAUCGCCAUCUGGGCCUUGUCACUGGCUGUGUCCUUUGUGCCCAUCCACCUGGGCUGGAACACAGCGGACUACAGCGUGCAGCACUUGGACUGGCGCAUGGGGGAUGAGGACAAGGAGGGACGUUAUUGCCAGUUUGAAUGGAAUAACAACUAUGUUCUUCUUUUUGCCUUUGGCGCAUUUUACCUGCCUCUGCUGCUUAUGUGUGAAAUGUAUCUGUGCAUAUUCAAAGUGGCACGAGAACAGGUGCGGCGUAUUCGUGCUGCCACUCCAUCAUUUGCACGCACAGCAUCAACUGCAGCCAUAGCCCGAGAGCACAAAGCUACAGUGACCCUGGCAGCUGUACUGGGAGCGUUUGUCAUCUGCUGGUUCCCCUACUUCACCUUCUUCACCUGCAUAGGCAUAAAGGAAAAGAAAAACCCCCCUAACACACUUCACUCUGUGGUCCUGUGGCUGGGCUAUUUUAACUCAGCUCUUAACCCUAUCCUGUAUCCAGCCCUUAACAGGGAUUUCCGCAGGGCCUAUGGAGAGCUGCUUUGCUGCAGAGGACUGUCUCGCAGAAAACUGCAGCUUGCUCAUGUGUCUGUGCAUAAACGACUGAGCAUUAGUAAGGGACAGAGGCUUUCCCUCCAGUCUGAAAAACAUAUAGGCGCAGUUAAGAAAGAAAGUGAGGGGAGGAGCCUCACCCUACACAAGAGGCACAGUAUCCCUGAUGAACCAAGAUGAAAUGCCAGGGAUCUGUUCUUUCAUUGCUGGACUGUAGAACGGCAGCAAAAUGUUGAAAAUUACAAACUUGUCCCACUACUCAGUAACUGAUUAGCUAACCAUUUUCAAUAUCAGUUAGAUGUUUAGGGUACAGUAUGGUGCCAAAGAUGAUACAAUUUGUGUGAAACUCAAGCCACAACAUCAUGAAUGUGCAUAAUUGUUUUGUUACUGUACUUCUUCAUUACAUCACAUUUUUCAAAUCGGUGAAAAUCACAGUAGUGUACGUCUGUUUAUAAAUAAAAAGCAGGCAAAUCAGAGCUCAGUGAAAUGAAUAGAUGACUCAGUAAGUUUCCCAGCAAGCUGCAUGGAGACACGGGUGGUUAAAAGUUUGCAAAUUGUUAAUUUUCUCUCCCCAAUUCCAUGCCAAUGAAAGUGAAUAAGUAACCAGCAAGUUGAUUUGAUAUGUACAAUAUGUGUAUGUUUGACUUGACCUAAGCAGGAUGACUUUAAUGACCUCAUGGAUGUUUCAUACAUGCAACACAGUCUAACCUUCCAAAAUAUGACGAGAAAGAA